CAAGAGCAUGUGUUUCUGUCUUCUUUGGUUGCUCUUAAUUAUAUCUAAAACUCUAAUACUUUCUCUUUAUAUAUAAAAUGCAACAAAGCUUAGAGCAUUCUUCAUCAUUCACCACUUUCAUUACUUCAGAGAUUUAUACUACAACACAACUUACAAUCCCUUUUUUGUUUGCUCUCUUUCUAUUAGUAAAGAUGAUCAACACUAAGAAACUACUCAAGAUGGCCAAGAAAUGGCAACAAAGAGCUGCCCUCAAGAGGAAAAGAAUCUCAUUCCAAAGAUCAACUACUACUACUACUACUACUACUACUACUACUAGCAGCUCAACUGCUGUGGAGAAGGGCUGUUUCGUGGUUUACACGGUUGAUAAAAUCCGCUUUGCUUUUCCGUUAAGUUACUUGAACAACUCUGUUUUCGAAGAGCUCUUGAAGAUAUCUGAAGAAGAGUUCGGCCUCAGGGCGGGUGGACCAAUCACGUUGCCGUUCGACUCGGUUUUCUUGGAGUAUCUCAUCAAAUUUAUCGAACGAAGAAUGGAUGGAGAUACAGAAAAAGCUCUUUUAAUGUCAAUCUCUAGUGCUAGAUGCUCUAUGCAACCACAAGAACAACAGAGUGGUUAUACCCAACAAUUACUUGUAUUUUAGAGAAUUAGAGUGUAGACAUUUUUUCCUCUGUAAAAAAUUAUACUGUAUUAGAUAGACAGAUCAUUUCAAAAAUACAAACUACUAUAUAUUUGUCUCUCUCUCACUCGUUUAGAUUGUCUCAUCUAAAUUUAACUUCAAUGUCACAUGUUCUCGCAGUUUCAGCCUAAGGUCUUAAGAACAAUCUUUGACCCAUUUCACUAAAACAUAUCUCCUUCUUUGAAGACAUAUAUACUCUGAUACUAUCUUUCAAGAAAAAU
This is a messenger RNA of Arabidopsis thaliana (thale cress), 895 nucleotides long. Its product is annotated as SAUR-like auxin-responsive protein family. Gene Ontology annotation, cellular component: plasma membrane. Gene Ontology annotation, biological process: response to auxin. The record is from RefSeq and is marked reviewed. The coding region runs from base 78 to 638 and encodes 186 amino acids. The transcript has a single exon. Lineage: Eukaryota; Viridiplantae; Streptophyta; Magnoliopsida; Brassicales; Brassicaceae.